This is a messenger RNA of Melanaphis sacchari, 1418 nucleotides long. RefSeq lists its product as uncharacterized. The transcript is spliced from 5 exons. NCBI's taxonomy places the organism in Eukaryota, Metazoa, Arthropoda, Insecta, Hemiptera, Aphididae. The record is from RefSeq and is a predicted model, not a curated record. The coding region runs from base 190 to 1401 and encodes 403 amino acids.
AUUUACUGCCAUCAAGCAGAUGAAAUAUAAUAUAUAUAAUAGAUAAUGUUAACAUUAUAUGUCUAAAGAUCAUCUAAUCAUACUUUUAUUAUUGAACAUUAACAUAAAAAAAUUUGAUUGAAUUGUCUGGAUUUUAGUGGUUAAAACAAAUUUUGAAGAUACAAUCCUAAGAACUAAAAUAUUGUCAACAUGCAGAGGGCAUAUUGUAUGGUUUAUGCGUUGAUUUUAAGUAUUUCGUUUGCAUUUGCAGACAAUUUAUCAGCGAAUUGGUCGUCCGAUGAUGACACGUUACCGGAAGUGCUACCAAAAAAGAUGCGUGACAAAAGCGAUGACGAAAUUCAAAAAGCUGUUUUUCAAGCAUACGAAAAUCAACUUAAAGUGAUUUCUGAGUACAGUGGACACAUAUUGGAUCCAGCAUCUCCUUAUGGAUUCUUCAAGGACGAAAUGCCAAUUUCGAAUGCAAGGACUUCUAAUCCACAAUCUGAUCUCAUAUUUUACAAUAAUGCUAUUAGAGGGUUUAUUGGGUACAACAAAAACAGUAUUAUCAUUAAAUGGGCUCUGAAUCAGGUCGUUACAGAAUUAGGAUGGAAAGAAAUGAGCGUUAGAGGAAGGUACACUUUCAUGAAUUCUUCGUAUUUUGAUCAAGGAAAGUACCAUAUCCAAUUACAAGAUUUAAAAUAUCUUGCUAGUACUACGCUUUCAGAAAACACCGAAUCGUAUCCAUCGACAGUACCAAAAUCUAGCAUUUCAUACAAAAGUGUCAAAGUUUCAUUCACAGGUGGUUUACCAGAAAUAUUAAAGACUAGUGAUUCUUCUAAUGUGAAGCACUUCAUUGAAGACAUCGUAUUCCAACAAGUAGCCGAUCGCGUAGUUAGGGACACGCACAACAAUAUAACUGUGGCCAUACGUCAAGUCAUCAAACCAUAUAUUAUAUUCAAGAACGACACAGAUCCAAACUUUCCAGGUACAAACGGAAAACUUCCCAACAGUAGCGUAGGAUAUAGCAUCAGCAACACUGUCAUUAGUGGCUUUGCUAAUGCGGAACACAAAUUGAAAAAAAUUACUACAAAAAUGGCUACCAACACGGUUACUGCUGAUUUACGUAUAACGAUCCAUAGUUUAGACGGUAAAUUCGACUUUAAACUCGAGGAGAGUAAGCCUACCAUCGGAAAAGCAACAUUCGCUGUCAGCAGAAUUGAUGUCAAUAUAUCGUUCAAUAUGCUUAAGCCUGUCGAAUGUAAGACUGAGGUGGUAGUUAACCAGCCGAAUGUUAAAUACAGUACAAAGUUGUCGGCUGACAUUGAAAAAACAUUGACUAACGCGUUCAUCGACAAUGUUAAAAUCCAAUUAAACACAAAUAUUUGUAAGGCUUUGGGCCAGAUGAUCAAGUCUGGAAAAUAAAAAAAAAUCCUAUUUCA